AGCUCCUCUCUUUAAACUGCUGACGGUCAAAAAAAGUUUUCGCUGUGUGUGGAUCGGUGAUAAAAACACAGCGCUGUACAGGCAUAAUUAGCAGGAAUUUUCCGUCCUGCUUGCCUGCUUUUCGGAACAGAACUUGUACGUGACGCUUCACGGAGGUGACCACGAUGGGAUUCUUCGUGACGCAGCAAGUGAUUCGGUACGCCCGUCCUAUUUGCUUCCAGCUUUCGGUGCGCUAUUUUUCGGUAUCUGACCAGCAGCAUACUCGCCUGGCAGAGGUGGGUAAACUUGAGCUUCCCAAAGCACAGGGAAAAUACGAAACCGGACAGCUUUUUCUCCAUCGUGUGUUUGGUUAUCGCGGGGUAAUACUUUUCCCCUGGCUAGCUCGGGUGUAUGACCGUGAUUUACCGGCUCAAAAUAAAGUAGCAGGGCAAAAUGAUACCUCAACGGCAGCAGCAGCUGCUGCAGUGUCAUCCGGAGCAGAUACAGCGACCCCACCCAAUACAAGCAAGGAGGUACAGAAGAAGACCCACACUUUCUACCAGGUGCUUAUUGAUCAGCGCGAUUGUCCGUACAUUCGAGCUCAAACAGAGGCGGUUACCUUCCUAGGUAAUCAAGAGUCGAGUCGAAGCUUGUACGCAAUUCCAGGAUUGGACUAUGUGGCUCACGAGGAUAUUCUACCGUACAGCUCGGGUGACCAACAUCCGCUGCAGCACGAACUGUUUGACAAAUUUUUGGCGCAUCAACCGGACAAGGAACCACCCUUCAGUGCGCAAGAUACUUUGCGUGCAUGGCAGAGAAAAAAUCAUCCCUGGCUGGAACUAUCCGAUGUGCACAAAGAAACCACCGAAGGUAUUCGCGUUACCGUGAUUCCUUUCUAUAUGGGUUGCCGUGAAACACCAGCCGCCUCUGUCUAUUGGUGGCGUUACAGUAUCCGUUUGGAAAAUCUGGGCGAAUUAAGCGUGCAACUGCGUGAACGACAUUGGAGGAUUUUCUCGCUAUCCGGUACCUUGGAAACCGUUCGUGGCCGCGGUGUGGUUGGACAGGAACCUGUGCUAAGUCCGCGACUACCGGCGUUCCAGUAUAGCUCACAUGUGAGCCUGCAGGCACCGAGUGGGCACAUGUGGGGUACGUUCCGAAUGGAGCGCGAAGAUGGUCACAUGUUUGACUGUCGUAUACCGCCCUUUUCCCUUGAGAGUAAACCCGACGAUAGCGGUAAUACUUCAGAUGACUCCACCACAAAUCUAGGUGGUUCCAGCCCGUCAAGCCCGACCACGCCAGGAGGCGGUACUGGCGCUGGCAACGGAGGAAGUACUUCUGGAUCUAGGGGUCCGGGAUCAAACUGAUAAAAAAGCAACAGUCGCUGUCAUGUGAAAGGUAAGCAACAACAUAUUUAAACAAUAUUUAUUCAAUAUCUUGUGGGAUCAUCGAACCCUUUUAAACGAUUUUAAACAAGAAUCUAAAAAUUGUGUCAAAACAAACAUGAUGUAAAUAUGAAAUUGUUCCGAAACAUGAAACAUGAAGAAUGAUGAGAAAAUAAAGCAACCAUCACGGUCAAUUAACA
Wyeomyia smithii (pitcher-plant mosquito) is the source of this 1561-nucleotide messenger RNA. RefSeq names its product polymerase delta-interacting protein 2 (gene POLDIP2). The record is from RefSeq and is a predicted model, not a curated record. Gene Ontology annotation, molecular function: DNA binding. Lineage: Eukaryota; Metazoa; Arthropoda; Insecta; Diptera; Culicidae. Bases 165 to 1343 code for a protein of 392 amino acids. Gene Ontology annotation, biological process: error-free translesion synthesis. Gene Ontology annotation, cellular component: mitochondrial nucleoid; nucleus. The transcript is spliced from 3 exons.